AUGUCCGCAGAUUUGUUGGCGGAGUUCGGCCAGGGUUCUGGUCAUGCCCAAGGCUCCCAACGCCCAACUCAGACAGCACGACCAUCAACGAACUCCCUAAUCGACGGAUUUGACCAAUCAGAUGAUGUUUUCUUCGGUGAUGCCUCAGAGAACUCACAGAGUCGACUGCAAGGUCCUCAGGUAAUAUCACAACAAAGUCACUAUGCGCCCGCAGCCGCAGCUCCCCGCCAGCCUGCUGCCUAUCAAGCAUUUGAUCUUCCUCGGCCGCAUGACAGUGAUGUGCUAUUCGAUGCAGCAGAGGAUACGCCUGCCAGCGAGGCUGAUGAUGAUGACUGGGGUGACUUUGAAGGUCCAGAUGCCACUCAGCAGAGCCAGUCCCAGCAAUCAGCAGUUACACCACAAAGUGUGCAGACAACGGCGCCAAGACCAGCACCAGCAGCACAAGCUUCCUACAAUUCAGGCCUCGCUGGAACCGUCGACUUACUCGGUGGACUUUCAAUAGCUGAAACCACCCCGGACCUCGUUCAACAAAUUCAACAUCCAACUGGUAAUCCUUUAUCUCAACCAGGAUGGGACGACGACUCGUUUGGGGAUUGGGGCGAGUUCACCGAAGCUCAAUCCGCAAAGCCAGUUCCACCCAAGUCUUCUCAGCCGCCAGUCCAAAGGAAUACACUGUCCAAGUCAUUACUCGAGGAUGACUCCUUUGGAGAUUGGGGUGACUUUGCAGAUGGACCAUCCGCCAACCCAUCACCACCAAAGCCCUCUGCGGAGAAGCGGACAUCUAUAAAAACCGCCACCCAAAAGAAAACCAGUAUAUCAACCAAGGCUACACCCUCUAUAAAGCCAAGGGCUCCUAUUCAAACCAAACCUUCCACCAGACCCAAGCCUGAACAACCAGCCUGGGAAGACGACGCCUUCGACGACUGGGCCGACUUCACCGAUGGCCCAGCACCAUCUAUCCCCAAACAAGCCUCAUCCCUCCCCUCGCCAUCACCAUCAACAACCACAAAACCAACCCCCUCCCCACAAAGCUUCACAACAAGCACACCAACCAUACCCAUAACAGUCCGACCAACCAACAUCCCACCCCCCUCCAUCCUCCUCGAACACCUCCUAACGACAACCCUCCCAACCCUCCAAAAGUCCGCCCAAACUGCCCAAACCCUCCCCAACACCCCCCAAAAACACACCACAGCCACGCAAAUAACCAACACUCUCCACACAACAGCCCGCAUAAUCGCCGGCCGCACCCACCGCUGGAAACGCGACACCCUCCUCGCCCAAAGCAUGCGCAUCGGACCCGCCCGCGCCGGCAAAACAGGCGGCAUGAAACUCAGCGCCGUAAACAAACACGAAGACGUUAAAGAAGAGCAAGAUGCCGUCGACGUACUAAGCUUAUGGCGCGAGCGGGCCGCGCUAUUCAACGCAGUCGUACAGGCUGCGGGGCUGAAACCUAUUCCGGUGGUUUCGGGCCCGGCGGUGUUGAAGGUUGUUGUUGUCAGGGCGGAGCAAGGGGGGAUUAAGGCGGGUCAUGCGUGUGCGCUUUGUGCUUUGAGGAGGGAUGAGAGGAUUGUUCGGGUUGAUGAGGAGGUUGUGCAGGAUAGUUUUGGGGAGUGGUGGACGGAGCAUUGGGGGCAUACGGGGUGUAAGGUGUUUUGGGAGGAGAAUCGGGGGUUGUUGAUGCAGCGAUGA
Molecule: messenger RNA, 1692 nt
Organism: Penicillium subrubescens
Lineage: Eukaryota; Fungi; Ascomycota; Eurotiomycetes; Eurotiales; Aspergillaceae
Exons: 1
Coding region: 1-1692 (563 amino acids)
Source: RefSeq, a predicted model, not a curated record